Messenger RNA from Aspergillus niger, 366 nucleotides. RefSeq lists its product as hypothetical. Bases 1 to 366 code for a protein of 121 amino acids. Lineage: Eukaryota; Fungi; Ascomycota; Eurotiomycetes; Eurotiales; Aspergillaceae. The record is from RefSeq and is a predicted model, not a curated record. The transcript is spliced from 3 exons.
AUGGCGGAAACAUAUCCCAUUGGUACACGCAAAGAAUGCGAACGUCUAGUCAAGGACUGGGGCUUCAAGCAUGUCUUUACUUGGGCGGACGGAAGCAAUGCCCACUAUCCACCACACUCCCAUGGCGGUGUCACCACCCAUCUAAUACGGCAGGGGACUCUGGCAAUCACCUACCCAGAUGACAAUGCUAAGUUGCAUAAUGGGGAGGUGAAAAAGGAGACGUUUGGGGUUGGUGCGAGACUGGAUGUUCCAGCUGGCAAGUUACACGAGGUAGGAGCGGAUGUGGGUUACGGCUUGUCCCUUACGGAUUAUGAUCACUUGAGCGAUGUGUUGUAUUAUGAGUUUGCUCUAUUGUCUAAUCUAUAG